AUGGCCGAGCCUGCCGCAUACCAUGGCGGCCUCGUGGCAUUCGAGGGCCCCCAUGACCUCAUUUCGACUCAGCUUCGUCUUCUACCUACAUCAUCACAGAUUGCUAUCCUCCCAAGCGUCAAGGAAUUCCUCGAACUCGAGAGCCCAGAUGAGCCUUUCGAAGCAUAUAAGUUUGUCAGGAGAGUCCACAAUGCUGUCGCCAAGAGAAGAGAAACAGCUCUGUUAUUUUUGAAGGAUUCGACCCCCAAGCGUAAAAGACUGGUCUUCAUGAACGGAGGCACGCCUAGUGCGCAGACUGUCUGCAUCAGGGCCAUUUCUCGAAAUGUGACAGAGGGGGAUAUCUCCAAAGCUGAAGCCAUCUUCAACGAUCUUGUCAAGGGAGGAGUCGCCGGUCUCGAUGAAUAUCCCGCCAACUCACGCGGUUCAUUCCUCGAUACCUCGGUGGAAACAAGCGAGGACCCCAUCACCAGAGCCAUGCGUGCUGCUGAUGCUCUCGACCGUGAAACUGCAAAUUUGCAGCCAUCGAGCGAUAUCGACCUCACCACUCCCGCCAGCCGUCCGCGCCCGAGAAGCAUGAGUCUACCUAUGUAUAGCUUCGCCGAUACCUUUGGUGAUACGGCACCCUUCUAUGUUUUCGGCGGCCAGAGUCACGAGGAGAAUGCCAAGGACGACGUACACCCCGUGGAUUCAACUCAUCUUCUUGGCCCAACGCCCAGACUUGCCAUCACGAAUUUCGACGAACUCGAAAGGGUCUCUGGCGAAGGCUUCGACAGUGACGGCAAACCAAUUGUGCCCGCAGCCCCUCGGUCCCCAAGCUGUAUUGGUGAGGCAUAUGAACGGGACGAUGUGUUUUCAUCUUCUUCGCCUAAUCCCACUGGCCUGCUUGAUGUGGCAUCUCCCAGAUCCGACGUUUUCAGCAUCCGCUCAACCGAGCCGAUAUUCAUUGAACAGGCAUCACUCGUUCGUAUGAAAUCAUCUGCUUCAUCCAGAACUUUGAAAAGAUCCCAGUCGAUUGGCCAUCUUGGCCGGAGCAGUUCUCGUUACAGGGACACCCUCAUGCGACUGAAGCCUAACGAGAACUUUGCCGAUGAAAAGACUUCCGCUGAAAAGCUUCUCUCUGAGAGGCAUUCCGCUGAGAAGACUGCCGCCGAAAAGGUCGCUGAAGGCCGCCCUGUGUCUGUCGUCGAACUUAUCGAAGAUGCAGAGAAACGAGAGAGCAGCGCUAAGCGUGUGGAUGGUCCGAAGACAAUUUAUGUCAAAGCAGCCCGAACGAACAAGGGACUGAACAAGGCUUUGCCUCCCCCUCCACCUACCGAAAAAAGAGCCCGCAAACGCAAGCAUGCCAAGUCAAGAUCUAAAUAUGUCGACAGAGGGACUGACGCCGAAGAUUUUUCCGUGAAUGAGACGCCAUUCCGGCCCGUAUUGCCGUUUUAUGAGGAUCUCGUCAUUCACUUCAAGGACGAUAGUCCAGACCCCAUUCUAGAAUACAUGAUCAAGGCAUUCAGAGAAGGCAUCUAUCCCGUUGCACUGCCUUCUCCUGUCUCUCCCGGAGCGUCUACCGCCGAUGGUAACACAUCGACCCUACAGACUCCAACAUGGCAAGCGGCCGAGCCCGAAGUGGCCCAGCUCACAUCCACGGCGAAGGUCACCACGGAAGAGUACGACCCCUUUUCCUACCAAGGUCUAACCUACACCGCGAAGCCAGUACAGCCUUUCACCCGGACUGUGAUAAGAUCAGCAUUGCCGACGCCUGCGCAUACACCUCCGCCUACGUUGUCAGAGUCGGAGGAUAAGUUCCACGACUUCAACGCUGUGCACGGUCAGACAGCUGUGGCCAUGCAAAAUUCCCUUAGAUCAGUGCUGAAUAUCUACUUCCCACCCAAGGGAAGGGGUUUCUCCCAGUUCAACUUCCCGUUGCUCCCCGAGAUGGACGCAUUGUGGAAGCCGAUCUUCCGGGAUGUCGAGCCUGGCGGAAGCCCGAGAAAAGAUAACCGCCGGAUAGACCAAAUCUUGGCCAUUGGUUCGCAGCGUGGCGUCAAGAAAACGUUUGUCUCUGGAGUGACUAGCCAGCUCGAAAAAUUGGGCACGAAGUCAAGUGGCGUUUCCAGGACGGGCAGGCUGGAUUUCAGGUAUCUCAUCGCAAACGCGAUGCAGUCUUUUACUGCCCAGCCGCUGGCGAACCAGACUCAUGACAACCCCUUCACCAACUCAUAUCUCCUUGCGACCCUCAUCAUUCCUCAUCUUGAGACUUUCUUUGCUGCGCACUCGGAAGUCCGCUUCCUCCUUCUCGAAUAUCCCCCGGACCAUCUUGCCACUAUCCUCGCUUUGCAGAAGUUGGUCGGCGUUGACCUGAUGAAGGUUGCACAGGUCAUUGAUGCUCAAGCCAAGGAACCACUUCCCUUCACCCACGUCCGAGGCAGCUCCUUGGGACGUGUCUCCACCGUGAGUGACUUGGCCUCAAGUACAAGCUCACUCCAGUCCAAGGGAUCGAGGUCUGGUGCAUCGACAUCCUCGCGAGACGGGCUUGCGGUUUCCAAAGCCAACCUUCUUCUCACAUCCACCGCAACCGAGACGGAAGUCGCCACAUUCAUCUCCACAAUCUGGAAGAUCCUGAUCAACAUUUCCAAGUUCUACUUGCCUGAAGAGAGCAAAAAGCCUGAGGAUGGUGGUAUCAAGAACAAGCGACAGUCCGGCAACUUCUCGGCAUUCCCACAGGCUUCCACGAGUCCUCCAAUGUCUCCGCCGUCCUCCAGUGGCCGGAAAACCAACAACGGGACAUCGGGCUCCAUCAGGGCUUCAGUGCGGCCUUCUUCAAUCGCGGAGACCAUCAUGAGCCGGCGUUUCAAGUCUCGACGAGGCGACAAGAAGACCGUUGGCGAUGGCGCAUCCAUCUUGACCGUCGAUAUGGACUACGAGAGCGAUCUAGACCUCGAGGAAAGACGUUUGAUGCCCAUGUUCCUGAAGAAGAAUCAGGUUCGGAAGGGAAACAGCCGCAAGGCGUUGAAGUUCCUCGGCCUGGCUUGA
Colletotrichum orchidophilum is the source of this 3024-nucleotide messenger RNA. RefSeq lists its product as uncharacterized. The record is from RefSeq and is a predicted model, not a curated record. The transcript has 2 exons. NCBI's taxonomy places the organism in Eukaryota, Fungi, Ascomycota, Sordariomycetes, Glomerellales, Glomerellaceae. Bases 1 to 3024 code for a protein of 1007 amino acids.